This is a messenger RNA of Myotis myotis, 796 nucleotides long. RefSeq names its product MKRN2 opposite strand (gene MKRN2OS). The record is from RefSeq and is a predicted model, not a curated record. Lineage: Eukaryota; Metazoa; Chordata; Mammalia; Chiroptera; Vespertilionidae. The coding region runs from base 1 to 672 and encodes 223 amino acids. The transcript is spliced from 4 exons.
AUGCAGUGCGCAGCGGCCGGAAAGCCUUUAAUUAAGUUCAACCAUUGCAGGAAACACAUCUACAGCUUCAGUGUGCCGCGGUGCUGCCCCCUCUGCCGGCGGGAUGUGGGCUCCAGGAAGCUGGAGGAAGCACCUGUUAGCAUCUCCAAUCCGUUUGCCAAUGGGCAUCAAGAAAAGUGUUCAUUCCUCCUCAGGCCAACUCAAGGGACGUUUCUUAGAGACUAUGAUGGAAGGUCUGAUCUUCAUGUUGGAAUAACUAACACAAAUGGAGUCGUCUAUAAUUACACUAUGCACGGAGUCCAGCGAGAUGGAGCAGGCUGGGAGCAGAGUAUAAGUGUCCCAUUAUUGCAGCCCGGCAUGUUUGGACUGAUGGACCAGUGGGACAAGUACCUGGAAGACUUCUCCACCACGGGGGCCUGGCUGCCUCACAGGUACGAAGAAGAACACCACAACUGCUACAGUUACACCCUCACAUUCAUUAACUGCGUUCUGGCCACAGAAGGCAAGGAGCAACUGGACAAGAAUGAGUUCACGGAGAAAUUUGUGGUCCCCAGGACCAGGAAGGCUUCCAAGUACAUCACGCUGUACCGGGCGAUAGAGGAGCAUGGCUUCUACGUGAUCAACCACCCGGAUCCAGAGCCAAGUCCUCCUCCGGGGGGUGGUUUGUGCUGAGUGCGCUGUGGAAAAGCAGAAGGGACAGGAUAUUUGGGGUUGACUACUUUUAAUAGAUCAUAGAGCUUUCUAAAUACAGUAACCUGUGGUUAAUUUAAAAAAAAAAAAAAAAAAAAAAAAAAAA